GUAUUUAUUUCAAGGUGAUUUCUUUGCCGAAUUCAUUGUGCAUUGUUUUAUUUUUCCAUUUUUGGCAAAUGUUUUCUUUGUUUUCUAGACAGACUGUUUUGUUAUUUCCUCCUAUGCUUGGUCAAUGGCCCACAGAGGGUAGCGCAAUUCCUAUAGUAAAAUAGCUAUUUAAAUUUUUGUUUCGCUAUAGAUUUUUAUUUUUUUUACGUCAGAGAAGAUAAUUAUCGCGUAAUUAUUUUCCUGUUAUUUUUCUUUCUUCAUCUCCGUCCACUCUUCAUUUCACUUAAAAUAAUUCACUCUCCGAAUUCGUUUUUGAAUCGGUUAUCUAUUGCUCGUUUUUUUAACCUCAUGACUGAUUCAAUUUGAGAACAUGGAACUGCUCGAGCGAGGUCUCUUACUGCAUUAUGGCAUCCUCUUUUAUAUAUUUCAUUUCAUCGCUGAAGUACUUCCUUGCCUCCCGUUUUUCUGCAGCCGGCCCCCGAUUGCGGGUACGUGCCAUAGCCCAAGACCGUCAUCAUCAAGCCAAACAACAAUGGCGCCAACGACGAGGAAAAGCCUCCUGACAUGGUCCCGGUGCUGCGCAGGCCCGAGACUUCCGAUUACGUCUUUUUUCUCCAAACACAGAACGUUUACUUUUAAAAUUCAAUGCUCAAAUUGUGAACUCUCUUGUUAUUAUUAUUAUUUCUUUGUGCACCUAAUUUACCCACCCGAUGCAUGGCCAAUCCCCCACUGUGGGUACGUGCCAUGGCCACUCAGGACAACAACAACAACAACGGCGACCACGCAGCCGCCGCCAGGGCCGGGCAUGGCCGUCGCCCAACGGGGCGCCGCCAGCGGCGGCCUCUCGACGAGCCACCUGCCGUCGUCGUCGAGCACGUGGGACCCCCUGUGCUCCUCGCACGAGGAGCCCACGCCGCAGUGCCUGCUGAGGGCCCGGCGCGACAUCAUGGACAUCUUCGCCGCGCCCCCCGCCGGCGUGUUCAUCGCGCCGGAGGAGAACGACAUCACCCGCAUCGAGGCCCUGAUCGUGGGGCCCCCGGAGACCCCGUACGAGGGCGGCUUCUUCCACUUCCUCGUCAAGUGCCCGCCCGAGUACCCGAACGAGCCACCGAGAGUACGCCUCAUGACCGCUGGCGGCGCGCAGGUCAGCCUGAACCCCAACUUUCACCCAGACGGCAAGGUCUGCCUCAGCAUCCUGGGAACCUGGCCCGGACCGGCCUGGACGCCCGCGCUCUCCAUCAAGAGCGUCCUGGUGUCCAUCCAGUCGAUCAUGUCCGAGAACCCGUACUACAACCACCCGCAGUUCUGCGUGGAGCGGACGCCGGGCGACGUGAGCCGCUACGGCGCCAUCAUUCAGCACGAGACCAUCCGGGUCGCGGUGUGCGACGCCGUGCAGGCGUGCCUCGACGACGACGACGGCAUCUGUCCACCGUGCCCGCCACCGCCUCCCGCUCUGAGGGAGGUGGUGUUCAAGACGUUCGCUGAGUCGUACGACAGGUACGAAGCCGCGGUGAAGUUGCGCCUGGAGAUGACCGGUAGGCCAAUGAACGAUCCGUUCGGCAUCGCAAGGGGUCGGUACGGCUACAAGACGCUGCUGUCGAGACUGAGGGACUUGAAGGAGAGGGUCCGACGAAGGAACGAAAUUUCCGCCCAGAAAAGCGACCAAGCGACGCGUUGCAAGACUCCCUGCUAACCACGAUUCCUAUGGGAGUGGGGCUCGCUAAAAACGAUUAAAUGAGGCGCCUAAUAAAAAACGUGAAGCC
Molecule: messenger RNA, 1763 nt
Organism: Dermacentor andersoni
Lineage: Eukaryota; Metazoa; Arthropoda; Arachnida; Ixodida; Ixodidae
Product: ubiquitin-conjugating enzyme E2 Z-like
Biological process (GO): negative regulation of apoptotic process
Cellular component (GO): nucleus
Molecular function (GO): cysteine-type endopeptidase inhibitor activity
Source: RefSeq, a predicted model, not a curated record